Messenger RNA from Rubroshorea leprosula, 2235 nucleotides. Lineage: Eukaryota; Viridiplantae; Streptophyta; Magnoliopsida; Malvales; Dipterocarpaceae. The record is from the annotation of a GenBank genome assembly.
GCUACAUCGAGAGAAGCUUCGCUGUCUUUUUGUCCUGUUUCUGUCCGUAAACAAUUGUUGUUUAUAGCUGAACAGGGGAAAAAGGAAAGCGUAAGUGAUCGUUCUGAAUCAUGGAUCAGCUCAUCAGCUUCAUCAUACGCCCACCCAGAGCUGAAUACAAUCCUGAACAUGAUUUAUUGGAGCAAGAGUUCAUGUUGAGAGGGAAAUGGUAUCAGAGAAAGGAUAUACAGAUUAAAAACAGUAGAGGAGAUGUUCUACAGUGUAGCCAUUACAUGCCUAUUGCUAGUCCUGAAGGAAAAUCUUUGCCCUGUGUGAUUUACUGCCAUGGGAACAGUGGAUGCAGAGCAGAUGCUAGUGAAGCUGCUAUAAUAUUGCUGCAUUCAAAUAUUACAGUUUUUGCCCUUGAUUUUUCCGGGUCUGGCUUAUCUGGAGGAGAGCAUGUCACUUUGGGUUGGAAUGAAAAGGAUGAUCUCAAGGCUGUUGUUGAUUAUUUGCGGUCAAAUGGAAAUGUUUCUUUGAUUGGCUUAUGGGGCCGGUCAAUGGGUGCUGUUACCAGCUUGAUGUAUGGAGCUGAGGAUCCUUCAAUUGCAGGAAUGGUUCUUGACAGCCCCUUCUCAAAUUUGGUUGACCUGAUGAUGGAACUAGUGGACACCUAUAAAUACCCUUUACCCAAGUUCACGGUUAAGUUUGCAAUUCAAUACAUGAGAAAAGCUAUCCAGAAGAAGGCAAAGUUUGACAUAACAGACCUGAACACGCUUAAGUUGGCAAAAUCUUGCUUUGUUCCAGUUUUAUUUGGGCAUGCCAUUGAUGAUGAUUUCAUACGCCCUCAUCACUCAGAUCAAAUAUUUGAAGCUUAUGUGGGAGACAAGAAUAUAAUUAAAUUUGAGGGAGAUCACAAUUCUCCCCGUCCUCAAUUUUACUUUGAUUCCUUAAAUAUUUUUUUCCACAAUGUUCUCCAACCUCCUGAGGAUGAGGUGGGGCCAACGUUUUAUGAACCCAUGCUGGAUUACUUUGGUAAGGGUACUUGGACUGAGCCUGACAUUGGUUUUCUUCCAUCAUCAACUGCAUCUAAAGAGCCAGGAGCAAGCAGCACAGUGGAUGCCAUUAAAGAAGUUCGUUCUAAAAGGCCUAUGAGUCGCAUGGAGGUUUAUAUCAUUGCCCUUAUUUAUACUCUUGUAAACGUGCCAAAUCAAAAUCAUGUCCCUUCUGAUAUCCUGGCUAAAGAUAAUCGUUCAGAAUCUGAGGAUAAAGAUGAAAGUGAUGAUCAUGGCUCAUCAUCAUCAAACAUGAUAAGCUUUGAAUUAUCAAAUGGCAAUCCUUAUGGACCACAUGUUCCAACAAAAAUGGAUGAUGAUCAAUAUGUAGAAUAUGAACUGGAUGACUUGGAAGGCUUUCCAUGCAGUGCAGAGGAGGAAGAACGGAUGUUCAUGGAAGCUGUGUUGGAAUCAUUAAAGGAUAUGAAUCUGCAGCAUCCCCAAACAGAAGAACAGAACAAUGGUACUGAUUCUUCUGAAUCUUUACAAAAAGAUAAUGUAAAUAGCUUGAAUGCUUCUUCCACAACAGAACAGCAGGGUCCCUCAAAAUCAGAAUCCGCCGCCACUUUAGUAGAGUGCCAGUCACCAGAGACUGUUACCACAGCAGUAACUAAUGGCCCCAAAAUCACCUCUGAGCAAAUAUCUCAUGAUUCAAGUGCGUCAAGUAUUGGACCUGUAUCUGAUACUCAAUCCACCAUUGAAUCAGGGAGCACAGGCAGUUCCUCUCUAAGUGAUACCUCAGCCAACAUUCAAAGUUCAUCAGAUGUCGACAUGUUAGCUAAUACAAAAGCAACUUUGACAGUUGAACGGAAUCCUACAAACAACAUCAUGGAUGGUUUGAUGCGUCGUUGGGAUCUCAACUUUUUUCGAAAUGGUAGAUGAAGAUAAAAGACGCUUAGUUUGAAUCAUUCUUGUUAUGUAUCUUUUUGUAACUUUUUAGAAAUUUGUGUCGUGAAAUGGCUUGAAAAAAAAAAUAGAGAGAAGAAAGAGAGAAAAAAAAAAAAGGGGAAAAAAUGGGUGCCGUGAUUGUAUUAAGGUGAUUUUAUUGGCACUGUCUUCAAUUUCUUUGCAAAUGAUUUCAUUAUCAUUUCUACUGUAAACAAUCUUACAUUGCCAUGGACGGAGUUGCAGUGAGUUGAGAGUAUUAAAGUUAUUUGAUUGAUUGUAUGGAAUUGGAUGCUAAUAUAUCUUACAAUUAGUG